GUUGUUGGUUUGGCAGCAAAACAAAGUAGAAUAAGAAAUAUUUCAAAUACAGUUAUGAAAGUAAAGCAGAUCCUUGGCAGAAGCCAGACAUGCGGUCCUUGGACCUGGUUCCACAGCAAUUAGUCCCGAGAAGGAGGAAGCAACUGGCUCCAGGAAAUAUACUGAGACCACACAGAGCUUCCCCCAAGUCUUCAUUGUUGCAUCUUGAUGCUCAGGAGCCUUCAACAGUUUCCCAUUCCACAAUGGCCACUACCAAUAGCAGUGCGGGCAUCCGCUGGUCCAGACAGGAGACACGUACUCUUCUGGCCAUACUGGGUGAGGCAGAGUAUAUUCAGCGCCUCCAGACUGUCCACCAUAAUGCAGAUGUCUAUCAGGCUGUGUCAAAACGAAUGCAUCAGGAAGGUUUCCGCCGCACAGAACGUCAGUGCCGCUCCAAGUUUAAAGUUUUGAAGGCUUUAUAUUUAAAGGCUUAUGUUGCCCAUGCCACCAGUAUGGGUGACCCUCCACACUGCCCAUUUUAUGAUACACUGGAUCAGCUUCUCCGAAAUCAGGUAGUGACUGACCCAGAUAAUUUAAUGGAGGAUGCUGUCUGGACCAAGCAAUGUGAUCAGAACUUAGUAGCCUCUGACCUCCCAGGGGAAGAGGGAAACAGCAACUUGAAGGCAAAGAGGAAUCAGGCAGCAGAUCAUCAAACUAUCUUGAGAGCAGCUAAGGAAUCAGAUGAGAAUUGUCACCUAAGUGUGGGAAUCGGUAACCAGCUGCCUGAAACCGGUGACCUUGAGGAUUCCUGGGAUGAAGCCUCAGGUGCAGGCUGCUCUCAAGCGAUCCCCAGCUACAGCAGCUCCCACAGCCUUUACAGAGGUGCAGUUGCUCCCUGUCAUAGCAGCACUGUGACCAGAGUGGGUGUGUCCUGUGAGCCGGGUCCCUGCGCCAGCACCAGCCGCAACACCCUUGGUAUAGCCUCCACCCAACAGCCCCAAGCCUCUUCCUCUAGAAUCCAUCUUGUUUCUGGUGGGGAUGGGACUUUCACCAACCAACCACCCCCAAGGUGGGCACGGCGUAGAAGGCGUUCAGUGGCGAGGACCAUUGCUGCUGAGUUGGCAGAAAACAGGAGACUGGCACGAGAACUUUCCAAGCGUGAGGAAGAAAAACUGGACAGGCUGAUUGCUAUUGGUGAGGAGGCCAGUGCCCAGCAAGACACGGCCAAUGAGCUCCGCAGGGAUGCUGUAAUUGCAGUCAGACGUUUGGCUACAGCAGUAGAAGAAGCAACUGGUGCUUUUCAGCUAGGACUGGAAAAAUUGCUUCAGAAGUUAAUUUCAAGCACCAAAAGUUAGGGGCCUGUUGUAAGAAAGUUAUUCCCUAAACUAGUAGUAGUAACAUCUGCUUUCUAAUGGCUGCCCUCAAUGUUCCCUGACAUCUUUUCUUGUGCAACUGGCCCUCAGAAAGAGGGAAGAUGAACCAUAUAUUUGUGGAGCAACAGGAGUACAUACACAGGCCAGUUCCUUUCCUGGAAGCCCAUUACUAGUUAAUGGAGGACUCUCCAGAAAUAUGUGGGCCAGCAUGGUAUUUAGAAAAAGUCUGCGGCUGGAAGUCAGGAAGUCUCUAGUCCUGCUUCUGCCCUUGACUUCCCGUGUGUCCCCAAGUUCUUAGGCAAUUUAGAUCAUCUCCCUGUGCAUCGAUAUCCUGCUAUGUACAAAGGGGAAUAAUAAUACCUGUCAUACCUACCUCACAGGGUUGUUGUGAGGCUCAAAUGGAUAGUAGAUGUGAAAGCAUUUAGAAAAGUAUACUGUGUAAAUGUAAGGUAUUAUUCAUAAAUGUGACCUUGGCUGAGGCAAGCCUGGGAUGAGGCACAUCAGAUUGCCAGGUAUAUAAAAAUGCGGUUAUUAGCAGUAACCUCAUUCUUUGAGCCCUGCACCCACCACUUGUUUGUUUGUUUUUUUGUUUUUUUAAUUCUACUUGACUGCUACAUAGAGUGAUUCCUUGCUGUUUUUUUUUAAAUCCCUCUACAAUCAUACAGUGGUUGCAAAUGAUAUGUACCCUUUUGAAUACAUUUUUCACUGCUAUAACUAUAUCACAUCUUGACAUGUAAUACAAACUAUAGCAACCAGAUUAGCUCCUUCCCCAUCCCCCUCUUUUUUUUCAUUCAUCUAGUUCCUAUUGCACCACUAGGGGGGUAGAAUUAAUGACUGACAGGGAACUGCAAUAGUGUGAUGUCAUGUUUCCAUAUUGAUGAAUGAUCUGUGGUGAAAUGAAAUAUUGAAUGUUAUAUAAAGUUUUAAAUGUAAGUAAAUACUUUGCAUUUCAUAUUAUGUAGUUCCUUUAUGUGCAUAAAUAUAUAUUAGUAAUUAAUUUGGUUUGUUACCAUCUGAGCUUUCUAGAAACAAAUGACUUGGAUUGUUAGUUUCCCUGCUCUGCUUCAAGCUGAUUUCAUUUUUCUAGGCUAGCAGCUUUUCUGUCUAGUGUGUGUUAGAGGGCAUGCCUUGGAAAACUUCCCAUCUAGGGAACCUGUUAAAAUCAUACUUUCUCCACUGUUGGUUCACCUAGUUGAAUGGCUAAUAACGUGUGAGACCAAAGCAUAACAUCUCCUGCACCUGUUAGGAAUGGAGUGGAUGGAGACUCUCUUGAACAGAUCACUGUUCUUUUGAAGCACAGACCCUAAAGCAAACCUUUUUGUCCUUGUUUUUAAAUCAUUUCUCUGUAAUACUUAGUAGACCUUGAAUUUCUAUUCAGUGUUCUUCAUUUACAAGAGACCAAAAGAUUGUAAAAACAAAACAAAAAAAUAUUUUGGGGUGGUGUGCCUAUUAUCUCUAAAUUUACUUUCCAAGAGGAAACCAUUGUCUGCAAUCAUUAAACCCAGCUAGAGCUUUUACAUUUUGUGAAUUAAUUUAGGAGAUUAUUUUGUUUGUUAAUCUUUUCAAGGGGGUGGGAGGGAGAAGGAGGUGGUGAUACAUACAAGAGACUUUUUAAAUUGAUGAGGCUUUCCAGAAUUUUAAUUGUCUGUGGCGGGGGAAACAUCUUUUUUUUUUUUUUUUUAAUGUGUGACUUAAGUAUCUGCCUGAAAAUUGGGGGGUGUAAUAGGGGACAGGGACUGUCCAAAACACCACAGAGACAAAAUGAGAACAUUUAGUGCAAGUUUAGCACCUUGGAGAGAUAAUAGACAUGCAGUCUACUAUGAUAAAUGUCAUAUAUUGAGUAAUGAAUGUGGGAGGAAAGCUGGUAUAGUGGAAAGAGCUCUAGAAUAGGAACCAGGAUACUUCAGCUCUAUUCUUGGCUCUUAUCGUUAUAUUGCUUUGUACCCUUGGACACUUAACCUUUCUGUAUCUUCUUCAUCUAGAAAAUGUUAGAGUUGGACUUGAAAAUUUUUUAAAGAUUCUUUCCAGCUCUCAAAAGUUAUGAUUCAAAUGUUAACAAAAAUUAAUGAAAUUUUAGCUUUUGCGGUAAAUAUGUAAUACGUAUCUGAAAAUUUGUUUUAAAUUACUUUUAAAGGGCAGUGAAGGAGGGUUUAAUUUAAUAUUUACUAAGGCACUGAUCUCUUAAAUUCCAUAUAAAAUAUCAAAGAUACCAUCCCUACUUUCAAAGAGUAUAUUAAGGUGGUGAAUUACUCAUUUUUAGACCACUUUUUAAAAAUUCUUUUUGAGAGCCCUCAUGUGGAGGUAUAUAAAUCUAAAGAAGCCAAGAUUAAGUAGGCUUCCCUGGAAGAGAUUGCUUGAUAUAAAGAGCUCAGCCUUUGGCAUGCUAAGCUGUUGGUAGUGAAACAGGGCUAUCAGUGAGAUGCGUAAGAACAUGGGUGGAGAGGUGGAGCUACAACCAUGAGAAAUACUAUCUUGGUUGUACUGACUUGAUGGCCAAGCAGACGAAGUUAGCCAGGUGGUGUAUGUAAAAGGUAUAGGUCUCAGGAGUACUUAGAGAGUAGGCAGAAUAAAGAGGAAUAUGUGUUGAAAGUUAUUGAAGGAGUGAAGAGAAAAUAUGCAGAUAAUCAGGAGAGAAUAGUAUCUUAAAUGGUAAAGGGUGUGACUAGGAGUCAGGUUUUUGCCUGGGUCCUAGUCCCAUCUCAUUACAUAACCAUAGGCAUGUCAUUUCACCACUCAGUGCCUGAGGGUCCUCAUCUGUGAAAGGGGGAUAAACAAUAAUAACCGUCCUACCUCACAGGGCUGUUGUGAGGAUUAUAUGAAAUAAGAAUUUGAAAGUGCUUUAAACACUUAAAGCACUAUAUAACUGUAAAGGAUUGGUGAAGUUGGAGACCCAUAUCACAUCAGUGGUGGUGUAUGCAAAGCCUCUGGGCAAGAACUAUAUAUAUAGGCGAAGCCUAUGGAGAGGGAGGAAGAGAAUCCUAUCCAUCCAUUAAAGGUUGGGGGAGAUGGGCCAGAACUGACUUCCUUUCUGCCUUCCAGAAACCAUGAUGUGCAUGAGGUGCUCGUUGUACCAACCCCCAUAGUCUGUUUUUUUCUGUUUAAUAACUGAAUCCUGAUGUGAACAAAUAAAGUUUUUACUUGUAUACA
This is a messenger RNA of Vombatus ursinus (common wombat), 4499 nucleotides long. RefSeq names its product heat shock protein family A (Hsp70) member 14 (gene HSPA14). NCBI's taxonomy places the organism in Eukaryota, Metazoa, Chordata, Mammalia, Diprotodontia, Vombatidae. Gene Ontology annotation, molecular function: ATP-dependent protein folding chaperone; misfolded protein binding; ATP binding. The record is from RefSeq and is a predicted model, not a curated record. Gene Ontology annotation, cellular component: cytoplasm; ribosome. The coding region runs from base 90 to 1334 and encodes 414 amino acids. Gene Ontology annotation, biological process: cellular response to unfolded protein; protein refolding. The transcript is spliced from 3 exons.